Molecule: messenger RNA, 1534 nt
Organism: Pocillopora verrucosa
Lineage: Eukaryota; Metazoa; Cnidaria; Anthozoa; Scleractinia; Pocilloporidae
Source: RefSeq, a predicted model, not a curated record
AGCGAAUUGAAGCAGCCAAUAAUUGAAAAUGCCAAGUGGUCACCAGAUUUGCUUUGUUUUUCAAAGUGUUGUCAUUAUAACCAUGUCUCUAGUGACUACCUUCUCAGCUACAAAAGGGUGUUCCACAUUUCUCCUUCCAUCGGGAAAGUGUUGCGUGUUUCCAUUUGAGUACAAUGGCACACAAUACAACGAGUGUACGGUUGAUGGGUCAGCCUGGAGACCCUGGUGUGCCACAACUUCCAAUUUUACGCAAGACGGACAACGGGAAUACUGCGAAUUGCGAAAAGGAUGGUGUCCUUCUGGGUGGUUCCGUCUAAAAAGCAGUUGCGUUUUCAUGAAAAAGGAUCCAGCUCGUCUCGAUUAUGAUGAUGAAGUUGGAGUGACCUUUUGGAGAAAGGCGCGUGAGAAAUGUAACGAGAAAGGAGCGGACCUCAUGAUCGUACGAGAUAAAGCAGACUUAAACGGACUACUAUCCAUGUACUACCAAGCUAGAGUUAGUAUCCGUAGACCUCUUUUUUUAGGAUCACGGGAGUAUUUCAACCCUCAUUGGAAAUGGCUUGACGGUACUGAGGUUAAUCCAGCUCUCUGGGGGAGCGGAGAACCAAAAACAAUUCAUGGAAGAUGUGGAGUGAUCGAGGAUUUCAGAAAGAGGUGGUUUGACAGAGGCUGUGGUUGGUGGUUAGCAGCAAGGCCCUGCAAUAAGAUAAGAAGGGCUUACAUAUGCGAGUCUCCAUUGACCAACAGAACCUGCAAACAAGGGUAUUCAUUAGCAGAGGAUCGCUGCUAUAAGAUAGUCACCUCUCUUCGUCUUAUUUGGGAGGAUGCCCAGUGGGACUGCUUAACCCAAAACAGCAGCUUAGCGGUUAUCAACACUAAGGAAAACUUUGAAAGAGUCGCCUCACUUCUAUCAACGGUGAAGUGGCCAUAUAGCUUCUUCGUCGGGCUUGUAAGGAAUUUGAGCAGCUGGUCAUGGAUUGAUGGAAUAUCAAUUGACCCAUAUCUGUUUCGAGCUGGAUAUCCCAAGAUAAGGGAUAAGGAAGAAAAUUGUAUAGCGUUUUCUGGGUACACUCCUGACAUUAUAAAUGUGGGGUGCAACAAUGGUUAUGCCUACGCCUGUCAAAGUGCUCAAGCCGUUGUAGGAAAUGUUGCAUUUGGAAGUCUGACGGACCAUUCAAGUUUGGCUACAGGAAGCAAUUCAUCAUUUGUAGUCGAUGACAAUCUCACAACUUGUUUCUCCUCUAAAGUGGAAGAGAGUCCAUGGCUCGAAAUAAAGCUAGUGAAAUGGUUUUACAUCUACAAAGUGACCAUAAAAAAUCCCAAGAACACAAGUAUCCCCGAACCUCUCACAGUGUCGAUCAUUUCACGCAAUCGGAAUGGUGAAUCUACCACUUCUGUGUGUACAAAGAAGGGGAACUCUUCGUACUUGGAGUAUCAAUGUAUUCCUCCAGUGAGAGGUGACACCCUGUACAUCAAAGGGUCCAAAUUGAACACAGCGCUGGUUUUGUGCCAUGUCAGUGUUUUGGCAUUCGGUUAG